AAGGCGGUCGGACGAGGAGCCCACGCGGACGUCAGGCAGCCAGGUAUAUAAAAGGCCUUCGGAGAGGAAUCCGCUAUGGACUGAGAGCCCUUGGGGUGAAGGGGCUGCUUUUUCCGCUCCUCCGUUGCAGAGAUAAAAGGAGCCGGCAAGGGGUAUCGUAUCCCAGAGGAUUCUUUGGUGGCCUUUUGGGUAUUUUCUCCUCUUUCUCCUUGUGCACCGCAGAGCGCUGACCUUUUCCCGUGGAAUUGGAGUCUCUGCCACUCCACCCCCUGUUCCAGCUGGGAGGACGAGGUCUUUCUCCGCCUCUGUCUGUGCGGGCACUUCUGUUUGAAUGGAAGAUACAUCUUUCUGCUGAAACUCUUUUGUUGUGACAUUGCAUAAUAGACGGUUGUCUUACCGCAGGAAAUAAAAGAAACGAAAGGAAACAGAGAGACGGAAGGAAAUUGUUCCCUAAAGCAAAACUGAAGCAGGGAAGAGAACACUAAAAUUACUUCAAGCUUUCUCCAAGAGCUAGAAGACCACUAAUCUCCUAGCUCCAGAGGAAAAUACUCUAUUACAGAAACUCCUCAGCAGUCAGUAACGAUGAGCAGCCCUGGUGUUUUGUCUGGAUGCAGCUGCUAAAGGAAAGCUUUGGAGGGACGUGGGGUCUCUGGCCUGUAUGAUGCCUGAAGACAGAAAUGCUGGAGUCCGCAGCCCAGGUGCCUUAGCGGCACCUCCUUUCAUUCCUAAAACUACUUACAGGAAAAUUAAGCGGUGUUUUAGUUUCCGUAAAGGUAUUUUUGGCCAGAAACUAGAAGACACUGUCCGAUACGAAAAGCGAUAUGGGAACCGCCUGGCUCCUAUGCUGGUGGAGCAGUGUGUGGAUUUUAUCCGGCAGCGGGGGCUGAAAGAAGAAGGCCUUUUUCGGCUGCCUGGGCAGGCUAACCUUGUCAAGGAGUUGCAGGAUGCGUUUGACUGUGGAGAGAAGCCUUCUUUUGACAGCAAUACAGAUGUGCACACGGUGGCAUCGCUGCUGAAGCUGUACCUAAGGGAACUCCCAGAGCCAGUCAUACCAUAUGCAAAAUAUGAAGAUUUUCUUUCCUGUGCCAAAAUGCUCAGCAAGGAGGAAGAAACGGGCCUGAAAGAAUUGGUGAAGCAAGUAAAGAGCCUGCCAGCUGUCAAUUAUAAUCUCCUGAAAUACAUCUGUAGAUUCCUUGAUGAAGUCCAGUCUUAUUCAGGUGUAAACAAAAUGAGUGUGCAGAAUCUGGCUACUGUGUUUGGCCCCAACAUCCUUCGCCCUAAAGUGGAAGAUCCUUUGACUAUCAUGGAGGGUACCGUAGUAGUCCAGCAGCUGAUGUCAGUGAUGAUAAGCAAGCAUGAAGAGCUGUUUCCCAAGGAUGCAGACCCUGAGAUGGGACCUGAGGUGUGCAACAAUAACAAUGAAAUGCCAAAGAAAGCAAUCGUGGGGCAGCUGCAGAACAAGGAGAAUAACAACACCAAGGAGACAGCAGUGAGGCGCUGCUCCUGGGAUAAACCUGAGUCUCCCCAAAGGGGAAGCGUGGACAAUGAAUCUCCGACUGCACAGCCAGGCAGCAAGACAAAUAGCCCCAGGAACAGCAUCCAGAAAUUAGAUGUCACCAGAAGCCCACCCCUCAUGGUGAAAAAAAAUCCGGCUUUUAAUAAAGGCAGUGGCAUAGUCACCAAUGGGUCGUUCAGCAGCUCUGUGGAGGGCCAGGAGAAGAGCCAGACCUUGCCCAACUGCACCCUGCAGAGCAGGAGAACGUCCUCCCUGAAAGGAGCAGUGACGAAGAUGGGCACACAGAGCAUGCAGAACGGUGGUGUGCGGAUGGGUGUUUCUAGCACUGACGGGCUCCCCACCACCCUCAACAACCGGGCCGCGGGCUGGGCGCCCAAUGGCUAUGUCACGCUGAGGGACAACAAGCAAAAGGAUUCAGUCAGCGAGUCGGGGCAGCACAACAGGCUCUCCACCUACGACAACGUCCACCAGCAGUUCUCCAUGGUGAACUCUGACGACAAACAGAGCGUGGACAGUGCUACCUGGUCAACGUCGUCUUGUGAAAUAUCCCUCCCCGAGCACUCCACCUCCUGUCGUUCAUCCACCACCACCUGCCCCGAGCAGGACUUCUUUGCGGGUAACUUUGAAGACUCUGUGCUGGAUGGACCACCAAACGAAGACCUCUCCAACCCGGGUGACUAUGAGAACAAAAGUGACCGAAGGAGCGUGGGUGGCCACAGCAGCCGGGCCACCAGCAGCAGUGAUAACAGCGAAACAUUUGUGGCCAACAGUACUAACAACCACAGUGCUCUCCACAGCCUGGUGUCCAGCUUGAAGCAAGAGAUGGCCAAACAAAAACUAGAGUAUGAGACAAGGUUAAAGAGCUUGGAGCAGAGAAAUCUCACCUUGGAGACUGAACUGAUGGCCCUACACGAAGAGCUGGAUCAAGAGCGGAAGAAGUUCACGAUGGUAGAAAUCAAAAUGCGUAACGCGGAACGGGCCAAAGAAGAUGCGGAGAAGAGGAAUGACAUGCUGCAGAAGGAAAUGGAGCAGUUUUUCUCCACUUUUGGAGAACUUACGGUAGAGCCUCGCAGACCAGAAAGAGGCAACACCAUCUGGAUCCAGUGAGCGUUGGAGGCUUGGACUGUGGGACCUCAGGGAAGGGCUUGGGGGUAUUACACUGCAUCAGGUGGCUGGUCACCUGUCUGAGGCUAGUACUCAACAUAAUGUUAUAAACCCUUGAAGGAGGAAAUCAUAGACAUUAACCAUUCAUAUCUACAGCGUGUACUUAUCAAGUUAUGCUCUUUGAAUGCUUCAUAAGACUACUGUCAAGUGUUACAACUGGAUAUGUGUAUAUAAAUUUAAAAAAAAAAAUCACCUUAGAGAGCAAGAGAUGUAUCUCAAGAAAUAUUUUAAUGCAAGUCUUGUAUUUAAACUGGUAAAUUGAAAUGUUGUUGCAAUCAAGCUUUAUAUCAAGGCUUUUCUCCCUUGCACUUAACAUAAUAAGCUAUUUUUGGCAUUGUGUUACCAUCAGCUUAUUUUGUAUAUCAAAUGUUGUUUUUUUGUUUUGUUUUGUUCCCCCCUCUAGCUGGGGAGUGAAGAUAAACAGAUACCUUAAGGUAUGUGUGCCGAUGCUUAACCCUUUGCGUCGUUUUUUAAGAAGACAGCAGGAUGAGAAGCAGCAGUUUGCUGUGGGUAACAAAUGUAUUGAUUUAACAAAAUUUCCACCUGGCUGGAAAUUACCAUAGCACCCAUAUUGAACACCCUGUCAGGAAAUCAGGCCACUGAAAUCAGGCAGUUAGUGUUGAAAGGUGCUUGUAUGGGAGGAAAUGUGGGUAGUAAAGAGUAAGAAGUUGAAAGAGGGGAAAAGAGAACGUAAGGGGAAGUUGGUUGAAGAUACGGCUAGCACUUUUUGGGGUACCCUAACACAGCCCUGUGCCCGAUCACUGCAGCUCAGAGCAGGAAUGUAAACCAUUUGCUCUGACCACAUUUACAUCUGUCUUACCUCAGCAUCCUGGGUGAAAGGAGCCUUUCCUGUAGUGCUUGCAAACGGACAGAUGGAGUGGGUGAAGGGGACAUGUGGACAGCCUUAGUAAUGUGACGGAUGCUGAACAAAACACAAAACCACACAACUGAUGAGCAGAAUAGAAAUUACCAGGACUCGUAUCAGAAGCAGCAAAUAAGGAAGAAAACACACGGACAUUAACCACCCGUAUUUACAGUGCACUUUAGCAACUUACACUGUUGAAGGUGUGUUACAACUGUGAAAGCAGCCAGGCUCAUAGCAUCACCAGGGGAACACCCAGAGGGAACAGUGUGGAGCCUAACAGCAUGCAGACUGCCAGUGAAAAAAUCCAAAGUCAUGCUGUAAAUGAAUAACCUAUUUGGCAUCUUUACCUAUAGUAAGUAUGACUGGUAUUUUCUAUACCAUGCUAAAGAUAUUUUUUUUUUCUUAACUUUGUGUUUAGGGCCGCAAGUUGUAUUUUUAGAGGGUUGUUGAAACAUUUUGGCUUCCCUCUAGUGUCACUGAAAUGUAUUACAGUUAUUUUCAAACUCCAGUUGAGAAAGAGCUCUAAAUGUAGUCUCGAAGAGGCUACAAUGUCCAUGGCUGUACCAUGGACAUUAGGCAAAUAUUAAUUAGACAUGGGAAGCAAAUAUGAGGUCUGUGUUUCAGAGAAAUAACAGCUGGGAGUGGAGCAUUCCUCUUGGCGCUUGCGGAUGCAUUGUUUGUGUUCUCUGAGGUUCAGAGGCUCCAGUCAGGGUGCCUGUUGUGCUAAUUACUGUAAACAAGUCUAGUGCACAUCCAGUCUGUCUGCAAAUGAGAACAACUCAGGGAGAGACCAAGGUAAGAGGAAGCAGAAUGUUUUGCAUUGGCUAGCAGCAAUCAUGAAAAGUCCGUGCAAUGGUAAGAGAAGGAAACAUUGCUAUGUUAAUUACGUCUGUGUCACCAAAGCCUUGGUAUCAUAUGCAGUAAGCCUCUAAGUCAAUUCAGAAUUUAUGUAGAAUCCGAAAUCUGUUGUCAUGACAGCAAAGUCUCUGAGAUGUGUAUUUUUGUAAUUGGAAUUCCUAUUUUCACACUAGAGGUAUAUCUUAGCCCGUGCAGCGGUAUGUAAGGUGCAGAAAGUCACAGCUGCCUCCAGUGCCCUGGGCUAUACAAUAUAUAUGGAAGAAGGGAAGGUGUUCAAGGUGCAUGUACUCUCUCUGUUCAAUUUGGAUUAUCUUUGGUUUUCAGAGGAAAAAACCUGGAAGCUUCCAGUGAUCUCAUUGGCUGCAUUCUUUCCUUAUAUGUUUGAACAGGUUUCUUCUUAAUGCUUUGGUUUCUGAAUCCAGAUUGUUGCUUUCUGAAGCUUAUUUCCUGGUCUACCCCAAACUGAAAAAAAUGCACUUUAUAGUGCAUUAUCUUCAGGUCUUUUCACUCAAGAUGCCCAAGAUGGUUUAUAAGACAAACUAUUUUAGUUAAAAUCUUCAUUUUCGGUGUAUACAGAGAUAUAGAGCCUGCUCAUUUUGUAUAUAUAUAUUUUUUGAGAUUGCCAUUAAACACACUUCAUUCAGA
Messenger RNA from Anas platyrhynchos (mallard), 5048 nucleotides. RefSeq names its product Rho GTPase activating protein 24 (gene ARHGAP24). Gene Ontology annotation, biological process: negative regulation of ruffle assembly; negative regulation of Rac protein signal transduction; signal transduction. Gene Ontology annotation, molecular function: GTPase activator activity. The record is from RefSeq and is a predicted model, not a curated record. Gene Ontology annotation, cellular component: focal adhesion. Lineage: Eukaryota; Metazoa; Chordata; Aves; Anseriformes; Anatidae.